AUGGAACAAACUGAUCGAAGCAAUAAUCAAUUUCUAAGGAAGAAAAUGAAAAACAUUGAAUUGAAUGCGCAUAGUCACAGUCCAGCGGUUGUCAUCAAAUAUGAACUUGAAUCAGCGGCGCAUGAUUUGGGAGGUGCUUCACUUGCGUCACCAUUGAAACACUGCAAAAAAAUAAUUCAACUGAAACACCUGAAUGAACGAGUGGAUACGUCGGCUCUUGCUCGACAUAUUCUUCUAGUUUGCCCAAUAAUACCGGAAUGCAAAAUUAAUGAGUUGGAACAAAUACUUCAUUACUUACAAAAACGACACAGUUCAGGCAGUGAAAGUGAUGUAAAUUUAUCGGCAGAAGGUCUGGGUGUUGCAUCGUCAUCACGAGCAAGCAUGAGUAAUAUAGAGGACUACAUUGAAAUGCUUUAUGAUGAAAUGUCGGCGAAAACAAAAGCAACAGCUUUAUUCCUGGAGCUCAGUCAAAAUCACAAAAAUUUGCUGCAACUCAUUAAGAACGAAGUAUUGAUGGGUGCACUCGUACGUGUAUUACGAGAUGAUUGGAAGAAAAGUUUCGAGCUUGCCACUAAUAUCAUUACAAUGCUUUAUAAUUUUUCCACUUAUACCAACUUUCAUCAAAUUCUCGCUCAUCAUAAAAUUGGUUCUCUGUCUAUGCAAAUUGUUGAUUAUGGAUUGAAGCGUUGGGAAACAUGGAAAGAAGAAGCACGUCACAAUGAUGAAUGUACCACACGUCGUCUCAAUCUUGCAAUUCGUAAACAGCAACAAUUAAAUGCUGCUUGUUUAAAUUUGUUGCUGAAUUUGGCUGAAGAUAUUAAAGUUGAGAUGAAAAUGGUGAACCGGCGGAUAGUUUCGCUGUUGUCGAAAUGUAUACAGGACCAUGACGUCGUUUUACCGUUGCUUUUGUGUGCCACUAAUUUUUUGCUUAAAUUAAGCAUUUAUGAUGAAAAUAAGGAAGCCAUGAUAAGCGGUCGUGUUGUAGAAAGUAUAUCCUCGUUAUUUCCAAUAAAGAACGGAAAUCUGCGGCACAGUGCUAUUCAAUUAUUAUUCAAUUUGUCAUUUAUACCAUCUCUUCGCGAUCAAAUGGUUUCUGUUGGCUUCAUUUCUCACAUAGCACCGCUAAUUGAUGACGAAAGCGCCUUGAAACUUCUUUAUCAAUUAAGCAUCAAUGAUGAUGCCAAAGCAAUGAUUACGUAUACCGACGCUUUACAAAAUCUAAUGCGCAUAUUACUAACUAAUAAUAGUUCGGAUAUAGUGAAAGCAAUUUUAAUCAAUAUAGCAUUGGAGAAGCGUAAUGCUCAAUUACUUUGUGGUACCGAUGGUGAAGGACUUGAUUUGUUAAUCGAAGCGGCUUUAAAUCAAAAAGAUCAAUUAUUACUGAAAAUAGUGCGAAAUAUCGCAAUUCAUAGUGGUCCCACACAAGCAGUGUUUUCGAAAUGGGCUAUUCCUUUGCUCAAAAUUGUGUUGGACAAGACGGAUAAGAAAGAACUUGAUUUAUUUGGCUUGGAAUGUUUGGGUAUUAUCAAUCAAUUGACUGCCGUUGACUGGGCAUCGUUAGCUGAACAAGUUUCACUUAUUCCAUGGAUUGAGGAUAAUCUGAAGGGACAGACUCAAUCACAUGCGGAUCAGCUGUUGCAGGUGGUUAUUCUUUGCGGAACAAUGGCUCGACAAUUAAAUGCGGCUCGUUUGAUAGUACCACUUACAGAUCAACUAGUCGAAUUGUUGACAGUUCAACAGGAAGAUGAUGAAAUGGUUAUACAAGUAGUAUACGUCUUUUAUGCUAUAAUAACACAUGAAGAACUCAGCGAAAGUGUUAUUGGUGGAAGUGCACGCGUUGUUCCUUAUCUGAUCGAUUUAAUGCAUGACAAAAAUUUACCUAUUCGUGCAGUAUGUGAUCGUGCGCUUUCCAUUAUUGCUGAACGUAGUGAAGAAUGGGCUCGAAAAAUGGAUGUUGAGCGCUUUUGUUGGCAUAAUUUACAAUGGCUAGAAAUGGUUGCUGAUAGCAAUAACGUGACGUCGAGUGAUUCAGUGAUUUCUGGUUCACCGGAUAUUUACAACGAAGUAUUUGGUGCCGAAGACAUUCUUGGCGACCCAUCACCGGAUAUUUCCCUUACACAUGCAAAUAACGACUUUUAA
Messenger RNA from Cercopithifilaria johnstoni, 2139 nucleotides. NCBI's taxonomy places the organism in Eukaryota, Metazoa, Nematoda, Chromadorea, Rhabditida, Onchocercidae. The record is from the annotation of a GenBank genome assembly.